This is a messenger RNA of Annulohypoxylon maeteangense, 1341 nucleotides long. Its product is annotated as glycoside hydrolase family 7 protein. The record is from RefSeq and is a predicted model, not a curated record. Gene Ontology annotation, biological process: carbohydrate metabolic process. NCBI's taxonomy places the organism in Eukaryota, Fungi, Ascomycota, Sordariomycetes, Xylariales, Hypoxylaceae. Bases 1 to 1341 code for a protein of 446 amino acids. Gene Ontology annotation, molecular function: hydrolase activity, hydrolyzing O-glycosyl compounds. The transcript has 3 exons.
AUGUUGUCCCUUGCCGUGUCGGCCGCCCUUCUCGGGUUGGCAUCCGCCCAGCAGGUCGGAAAGGAGCAGUCCGAGACUCACCCCAAGCUGAGCUGGAAGAAGUGCAGUGGAAGUGGUUCCUGUACCGCGACCAACGCCGAAGUGACCAUCGACUCCAACUGGCGAUGGCUUCACUCUACUUCCGGCACGACUAACUGCUACGACGGCAACGAGUGGACUUCAGAGUGUAGCUCCGCUGAGGACUGCGCCACCAAGUGCGCCAUCGAGGGUGCCGACUACAGCAAGACCUACGGUGCCUCCACCAGCGGUGACGCUCUUACCCUCAAGUUCCUCACCAAGCACGACUACGGUACCAACAUCGGUUCCCGAUUCUACCUGAUGAACGGCGCGGACAAGUACCAGACUUUCUCCCUCAAGGGAAACGAGUUCACCUUCGAUGUCGACCUCUCCACCGUCGACUGUGGUCUUAACGCCGCUCUUUACUUCGUCGCUAUGGAGGAGGAUGGUGGCAUGGCCAGCUACCCCAACAACAAGGCCGGUGCCAAGUAUGGUACCGGUUACUGUGACGCUCAGUGUGCCCGUGACCUGAAGUUCGUCGGAGGCAAGGCCAACGUCGAGGGAUGGAAGCCAUCCACCAACGACGCGAACGCCGGUGUCGGCCCGUACGGUGCCUGCUGUGCUGAGAUCGACGUCUGGGAGUCCAACUCUCACUCCUUCGCCUUCACCCCCCACCCUUGCACUGACAACAACUACCACGUCUGCGAGAAUGACGGUUGCGGUGGUACCUACUCCGACGACCGAUUUGCCGGAAAGUGUGACGCCAACGGUUGUGACUACAACCCGUACCGCAUGGGCAACCACGACUUCUACGGCAAGGGCAAGACCGUCGACACGAGCAAGAAGUUCACCGUCGUCAGCCAGUUCGCCGACAACAAGCUGACCCAGUUCUUCGUCCAAAACGGCAAGAAGAUCGAGAUCCCCGGCCCCACCGGCUCCGGCUUCCCCGCCACCGCCGACAUCACCCCUGAAUACUGUAAAGCUGAGACUACUGCCUUCGGUGACCGUGACCGCUUCACUGAGGUCGGCGGCUUCGACCAGCUCAACUCCGCUCUUGAUAUCCCCAUGGUCCUUGUCAUGUCCAUCUGGGACGACCACUACGCCAACAUGUUGUGGCUCGACUCUAGCUACCCCCCUGAGAAGGCCGGUCAGCCCGGUGGUGACCGUGGUGACUGCGCCCAGGACUCUGGUGUUCCCUCCGACGUCGAGGCUAAGAUCCCCGAUGCCAAGGUCGUCUGGUCCAACAUCCGCUUCGGACCUAUUGGCUCUACCGUCACUGUCUAA